Messenger RNA from Aegilops tauschii subsp. strangulata, 768 nucleotides. RefSeq lists its product as uncharacterized. The record is from RefSeq and is a predicted model, not a curated record. Gene Ontology annotation, molecular function: nucleic acid binding; 3'-5' exonuclease activity. Lineage: Eukaryota; Viridiplantae; Streptophyta; Magnoliopsida; Poales; Poaceae. Gene Ontology annotation, cellular component: nucleus; cytoplasm.
AUGGCGGAUGCACCUCUGUACAAGCAGCGCCGCAGGUACACCAGGGAGCUCCACGACGUCGACCUCCACGGCAACCACAAGCUCCACGUUGUUUGCACAAGCAAGGGUCAAGACGUGGACAAGAUGCUGUCCACGCUCGGGAGGAAGCUCGACAGAAUGCCCGUCAAACUAGUCCGUGUUGAUCUCGAGUACACGCACUACGUGAAGCCACAGCGGGCAGCAGUGCUCCAGCGAUGCGUAGAAAAAGAAUGCCUUGUCUACCACAUCUCUGCAGCUAAAACAUAUUUACUAGUUAUGUUAUACAAAGUAUUAGCAGCUACUCACUGCAACAGAUUCAGGCCAAUGGAACUAGACAAAUUCCUCAUGACUGCUGAGUACACCUUCGUCGGAUUCGCCAUUGAAGGAGACAAAAGCAAGCUAAAGCUAUCUGGCUUGGAGAUCAACUCCGACAACUACAUUGAUAUUCAGGUGGAAUGGAGAGACCCAUACAAUAAAAAGGAGUUUGAGUCUUUGGCUGAUGUUGCCAGCAGGAUGAUAGACAUUCACUACCAUGACAUGAAGAAAAAAAUUAACCGCAAGGAGGACCAUACUCUGUGGGGAUUUUGCCCGCUGCCAGACAAGCUUAUCAAGUAUGCAGCAAUAAAUGCAUUCACAACAUAUGAGUCAUGGAGAAUCAUAUACGAUGUCACAAUGUUUCUGGACAGGGCAAAAAGAGAAAAAGAAGCAAAGAAGAAGAAGAACAUGGCUGUAAUCCAAUACAUCAACUAG